Molecule: messenger RNA, 2982 nt
Organism: Penicillium griseofulvum
Lineage: Eukaryota; Fungi; Ascomycota; Eurotiomycetes; Eurotiales; Aspergillaceae
Product: Carboxylesterase, type B
Exons: 6
Coding region: 1-2982 (993 amino acids)
Source: RefSeq, a predicted model, not a curated record
AUGGCCAGGAUUCGAUAUGCGGCCCCUCCCGUAGGAAAGCUGCGAUGGCAAGCGCCACAGUCCCCUCUAGUAAACAGGAAUUCUAUCCAAUCUGCCACUAAACAGCCUCCAUUGUGUCCACAGUCCGGUGGUGCAAAGCUCCCAGAAGCAUACGGCUUCAAUUCAGCCCUGGGCAAUGAGGACUGCUUGUUCUUGAAUGUGUAUGCUCCGCCCGGGGCCAAAGACCUUCCUGUCCUCCUUUGGAUUCACGGUGGCGGAUACGGGCUUUUUGGGGCCGUAUAUGACCCCAGUGAGUUGAUCAACACGAACAACAACGGGUUCAUUUCAGUUAUGAUUCAGUAUAGACUGGGAGCCUUUGGCUUCUUGUCGUCAGAAGCCGUACACAAGCACGGCAAGGCUAAUGCAGGUUUGCUUGAUAUGCGUUUCGCCCUCGAAUGGGUCCAGGAGCAUAUUGGGAAAUUUGGCGGUGAUGCCUCCCGCGUUACGGUCGCCGGCGAAUCCUCAGGAGCAGGCUCGGCAAUGCUACAGUCAAUGGCUUAUGGUGGUCGUGAGGACCACUUAUUCAAUAACGUUAUUGCCGCCAGCCCGUAUAGCGCGCCCUUGCAUGAGUACGAUGGGCGAGUGCCGACAAGUCACUAUCAGGAUUUCGCAACACGAGCAGGCUGUUACAAGCCGGGUAAAAGGUUUGAGGCAGCUGUAUUUGACUGCCUCGUCAAUGCCGACACCAAUACUUUGCAAUACGCCAGUGCGAAUGUCUCCAUAGCAGGAGAAUGGGGUACUUGGGCCUUCCAACCUGUAAUCGAUGGUGAUUUUAUCCGGGAACUGCCUUCUAAGCAAUUACACAAGAAGAAAGUGAGCGGGAAGCGUGUUUUAUCUGGGAACAAUGCCAACGAGGGCGUCCCGCUUAGCCCGCCAUAUGUGAACACGGCUGCCGGCUUCCUGAGUUACGUCCACUCUGCUUUCCCUUUGUUCUCCCGCAGAGACUAUUCCCGUUUGCUGGAUAUCUACCAGUACCGCGACAGCUCUCCUGAAAAUACCGGUCCCCGAUACGAUACAUUAGGCGAUCGUGGUCCAACUGCUAUCAACCAAUCAGAAAUGGCAACUGGUCUUCAGCAGACAGUCUUCAACAUAUACGCCGAAUCAUCCUUCGACUGCCCCUCUUACUGGCUCGCGGAUGCUUUCGCAGGUCAUACCAAGGAGAGUUGGAAAUAUCAGUACUCCAUCACCCCUUCGUACCACGGAGCUGAUUUGAGUGCAUACUUCUCUGUUGGAGCGACUACACCCACUCGCGGCCUGAUCGAUGCCUUCCAGAAGAUUUGGGGCAGCUUUAUCAUCAAUGAUACUCCGGUUAUCUCUAUCAUCGACGCCAAGGGUGGCGCAGAUAAUGCCACCGUGCCUGAAGGUAUCCACGGAAAUAUUGCCUGGCCGGAGUGGAAUAGCAGAUCUCCCAUCUUAAUGAACCUGAACACCACCGGUGGAACAACGGUCUACGUGGAAGUUACUGAAAGCCUCUCUUACUGGCUUCGAGAAGGGCCUGGAGUCACGAAUGAGUUUAGACUGGCAGAUGCAUGGAAAUGGGAAGGCGGCCGUGGUGAGCGCUAUCAAGAUGACCCUGAUGAACGACGUCGCGUAAGAGUUAUCGCGGGGUUGCCACCGCCAAAGGGGGAAGAGGCCAGAUAUUUGGAGAUAUUUGAAGAGGAAUGUGAACGGAAUAGUCUUCGCCGCCAGAAAGAAGUGGAGCAAGUAAGGAUGGCAAUGAUCGAAUGGGAGAAAAAGAGACCCUUCUGGAAGAAAUACAAGGAGGAACCUCCUCCUUCCACAUUUGAAGAGGCAAAGGUACGUAUUCAAAAGCUGGAGGAAGCCCUUGAAACCUGCUUGAAACGGACUAGUACUCUUGAAGUUGACAACUUUUACUUGAAUGGGUUUACCGAUCUCUGGCCUGAGCUCUCUCUUGCACGAUGGGGAAUUGAGCUCAAACAUAUGACAUGGGAAUGUUACACCUGGGCAAGUGCCAGGUGCAUUAUAACCAGAAGAGGCGACAAGUGCGAAGUCCUAUCCCAGCAGCAAAAAAGGGAUAUUGUUACGGGGUUGAAGGGAUUCAUCGUUCAAGACGACUUGGACAGAACAUUCUCAAGGCUCCCGCCGAACGUAAAGUACAAUUUCCUGGCGAAUUUGGCUACGAUGAUUAUUAUGAAGGAUUGCCUGAGAUUAUUUUGGUCAAAUCCUUUCUCGUAUUUGGAGCUCGAGGAUGAAUUCACAAACAGCGACAGCGACCAAGUUGAGACCCCUUUUGGGGCUCAAUUGAAUGCCCUGUGUGAAGUGUUCCUGAAUGCACAGCCAGAGCUUGCUCGCCGCUGGCGGUCGCAGACAGCACGCCUCGCCAAUCUCCGACAAGAUAAGGGUCUCCAACACCACCCGCCGGAGUUAUAUGAGGAACGCGAUCCUACAUUUGGGCUUGCAAACAAGGCGCUUCGAAAGGCUAAGGCCUUCCAAUUUGCUGCCGCUAGACUCAAAGAUGACACCUUUCGAGCCCUGAUCAAAGAGGAUAUGAAGGAAAACGAGGACACUCUCAAGGAAUCCCUCGGCUACGUAUACUUUGGGAUGGCUGAAUUUGCAAAGGGGACGUCCACAUCGCAGCCGUGUCUGAAAUGGAAACUUCUCGAUGAACUUCCCACUAAAUUUCAAAACCAUUCGCAGCUGAUGGAAAUAGGAGGUUUCGGGGAAGUUGGGUCUAGACUUGACGGGCAUGAAGUGCUCAUUCUCCUUCGACCACAUCUGUAUCGAGUUGGGGGAGUCGGCCAGAAGGGCGAACCACAUCUUCUGUGCAAAGCUGAGGUUUAUGUGGAUGAACCUGCACCGCCGUUUGAAUCGGAUUUGACCUCGGACGAGGAUGCACGCCCCAAGAAGAAACGGAAGAAGCAGAAGGGAGCUGAUACAAAGAAACCUGCAAAAGGCAAAGCAAAAAAGGCAAGGAUGAAGUGA